This is a messenger RNA of Owenia fusiformis, 3511 nucleotides long. The record is from the annotation of a GenBank genome assembly. Lineage: Eukaryota; Metazoa; Annelida; Polychaeta; Sabellida; Oweniidae.
UGACCCAGAAAUGACCUAGAAAUGCUAUUCAGUUUAUGGCCAUAUAAGUAAAUAAAAUGACUAAUUAGCGAGAAACUUCAAACUUGAGGUCUAUUGUACAGUUGAUCAUACAUGAGGAAAGUAUACCAGUGAACACAGAGCAAAGAAAAUAUCUAAUACAGUCUACAUAAUUUAACAAGUCCCAUAUCAUGUUUAUAUUGUCAUUAUUGAGUCGCACUAUAUGAUGUCAAAGAAUCAGCUUUUAGAGGAAGUUCACAUUGAGGUGAUGAAAGCAAAUGUAAAUAAGGAAUCUUGCUUUCCAUGGAAAGAUGCAAAGGGGGACAACCGAUUGCUGAUGAUGGACCCGAAAUAUAAAAAUGUACUCAGUCCUUCCCAAAAGCAUGGCAGCACGGAGGAUAUUGACGGGCAACUGGGUGCCACAACACAUGUGUCGAAUACACCAAAGGCAAACAGGGAUCGCAUUAUGCAGAAAGCCUACAACCUGAGGAGCUGGACACACAUGCCCAAGUCCCCCAGCCAUCAACCACCUCCACGAAAAAGACGAUGUACCCAUGAGCCUAUGAAGUCAUCUAGCAGGACAGUGACAUCACAAUCUGAAUCUUUGUCAAUGUCUCAAGUGGUAUCACAAUCAGGCGCACAAUCAAUGUCUCAGCUUAUGCAAAUGUCUCAACCAGUGGCACAUCCAUUGUCUCAACCAUUGAUGCAAUAUAUUGAUCGGCCCAUACCUCAGUCAUUCCCCCAAUCAGUCCCACAGACAAUGACACAACCAUUGUCUCAACCCAAGGUACAACCUAUGGUUCAACCUAUGACACAGUCAAUGUCUCAAUAUAUAAUCAAACAGAAGAUGCAACCAUUGUCUCUACCUACAAUUCAGCCAAUGGCUCAACUCAUGACACAUGUGUCAAAUAGCAUACAGAAACCAACUGAACAAUCUUCACCAAAACCGCGGAAGAAACUUGUUUUCAGUAAAGAGUCAAGCAAGAAGAAAACAAAUGCCAAAGAUAACAGAAAGCAAGAACAGGCAUUGAUGCUGUAUGAAGGCUUUCUGGAGAACCAAACCCCAACAGAGCCCCAACUGGUCAAGUUAUCCAAUGCCACUGGAUUAUCACCAAAGCAUAUUAAGGCCUGGUUUACAAACAAGCGACACAUCUACAAGUCUAACAAGACAUCCUUUAUGCUGACAUACAAAAAGAUCAAGGAUAAAGCCAAGUUCAAGAAAUGGCUGGAUGACAAAACAAUCCCAGAUGACCUAGGUGUGAAAGCAGACAGCACGACCAAUGGGAAUCAAUGGGAAAACACUGACAAUUUGGAACCAAAUCUUGGGUCCACUUCGAAUGAGAAUGAUGAUACUUUACCACUGGGUGACCUCACUAAUGUGUAUUGUGUAAACAAAUAUGUGUACCCUAAAUUUCAAGAAGCACCACCAAUAAAAGAUAACACACAAUACUUUAAGCAUGACACACCAAUGCCAAAGGAUAAUACACCAAUACUAAUGCAAGACACACCAAGACCAAAGUUUGAAAUCCUACAACAAUCACAUGGCAGACUUCAAGUAAAGACUGACCCGACCAUAUAUGUCCCCACCAUACAUAGAAAAACAAACACAGUUGAGUACUACAAGCAAAAUGCCAAAGAACCCAACACAGGAAUACAUUCCACUGCAAAGACAGUUAAAUAUAAUCACGAUAAGUACUUGAAGUAUGUAGAUCUUCUUGAUGGCUUCAGUAAAAAUAUAGAGGAUGAUCUGGAUUUAAUAGAUGCAGAUGAAAACUCAUUUGAAGAACGCUAUCCCAUGCAAGAUGUUGCACAUUCAAAGGAUAUAACUCAGAACAAUGACAUAAACAACUAUCAAAUGAGCCAAAGUGUUGAUCAUCAAGAAGUAUUUAAUUUUGAUGCAAAAACAAAGAUUGAUGAUCUACAAAUCCACAAUCAGUAUUUGAAUAAAAAUGCUGGACAACUACCUUUAGUUGUUGAUCUAAAUUUCAGUCAAAAAUAUCAAAGUCCUGGUCAAAUGUAUCAAAAUCUUGGUCAAUAUCAAAAUUCUGGUCAGUUAUAUCAAAAGCCUUGUCACCCAUAUCAGAGUUCUGGUCAGUCAUAUCAAAAUCCUGACCAGUCAUAUCAAAACACUCACUUAUCAUACCAAAAUCCUGGUCAGUCAUUUCAAAGUCCUAUUCAGCCUUAUCAAAAUUUUGGUAACGGCCAUCAAAGUCCUAUUCAGUCAUGUCAAAAUCUUGGUCAGCUCUAUCAAAGUCCCAAUCAGUCAUAUCCAAAUCCUUAUCAGUCAUAUCAAAGUCCCAGUCAGUUAUAUCAAAAUCCUGGUCAAUCAUCUCAAAACAUUGGGCACAUUAACCCAUCAUAUGAUCAACAUGGAUGGCCUUCAUCUUGUGACUUCUAUACCUGGUACCAUCCCGACUCAAACGCUGAUACCACAGACAGACGUAGAAAUGUCUCUGCGCCAGGAUGGGUUGGAUGUCAAUAUAGAACUGAUUUGGCACGCCACUCAAAGUUUACACCAAACCAGCACAAUCGUCAAAUUGACCAUCUAAUUGCUUUCACAUUGAUGUCCCAAUAUCAGAACACAAAGCCAGAGACACGGCAGAAUGUGACGCAAAAUAAUACAAUUGCUGUGACAUCACAAUCAACAGGAAAAGCUCAUACACAUUUUCCAACAUACAAAACAACUAAUGAACAAUACACAGAGAACUCAACCAGCAGUCAACCAACAUGGAUGCCCAACAUAACAACAAAUAACGAAGCUUGGACACCACCAAAUAUAACCACACCAAAACCAAAUAUUGCCAUUGCACCAGCUAAAGAAGCCAUGGGGGUUUUAAAGAAAAAUGGUGCACUAGGGGGUAAUAUAGCCAUGGAAGCACAAGUAAACACAGUUCCAGCCACAACAACAGCAAAUGUUACCAUGGCACCUAGAGUUGGCACUGAGGUCAUGACAGCCAUGUUGCUUACGAGAACUGCAGUUGCCCUAAAUUCUCUAUCAAGUGAGCCUGAUGAUGUGAUUAAUGAUGCAGAUUGCACUCCUUUGGCUCAGGAUGAUCCAGUAUUUGUAUUUGAUGAACAAACACCAGAAACCCACAAUGUUGAAGGUAUCAAUCCUUUAGAUGAUUCAUAUACAAAAUGUAACACCAAGUUUGAUGAUGCAAUGAAAAGCCAAGGAACAGAAGAUGUAAACCCCAUACAUGAUUCAUAUCAGGGGCAUACAAAUUACACCAGCAAUAACAAAAUUGAUGAUUCUGCGUUUAUGUGUGAUAGCACUGACACAAGCUUUGCCAAAUCAACUCAUUUGCUAACAAAACAAGACACUGUAAACAAGAAUGAUGCCUCUGUUAACUCAGAACUGGAAUAUGACCUCGAGGGCAUGAUUGAUGACUUUAAGAAUUGCAACCAACAAAGUGAAUCGAUUGAUGUUGAAACCUUUGAUGCAGAAACCAACUGUGAUAUCCUUCAAUCUUGGGAAGCGGACUUCCUUAUGAGGUUGACACAGAAACUGGCAUGA